Carcharodon carcharias (great white shark) is the source of this 1717-nucleotide messenger RNA. RefSeq names its product phosphatidylinositol-4,5-bisphosphate 4-phosphatase 2 (gene pip4p2). The transcript has 7 exons. Bases 40 to 816 code for a protein of 258 amino acids. NCBI's taxonomy places the organism in Eukaryota, Metazoa, Chordata, Chondrichthyes, Lamniformes, Lamnidae. The record is from RefSeq and is a predicted model, not a curated record. Gene Ontology annotation, cellular component: plasma membrane; lysosomal membrane; phagocytic vesicle membrane. Gene Ontology annotation, molecular function: phosphatidylinositol-4,5-bisphosphate 4-phosphatase activity. Gene Ontology annotation, biological process: phosphatidylinositol dephosphorylation.
CUGUUUUCAUUCUCCGCUCUGCGGCCCUGGGCUGCAGUUAUGGCUGAUACUGAUGGGGUGGAUGAACGAUCUCCGCUGCUUUCAGGAAACAACUCUGGCAAUGUCACUCCUACAACGCCCCUGUACGUCGAGGAGCCUAGUCCUCGGGGAGAGCUCCCACCUCCUUACAGUCCAGUGGCCAGUCCUGAUGUUGGAGGAGUGCCAGUAAUAAACUGUCGUGUGUGCCAAUCCCUGAUUAAUUUGGAGGGCAAGCUCCAUCAGCAUGUUGUUAAAUGCACUGUUUGUAAUGAAGCCACGCCAAUCAAAAAUCCCCCUGCAGGAAAGAAGUAUGUACGAUGCCCUUGCAAUUGUCUCCUUAUUUGCAAGGAUACAUCACGGCGCAUUGGGUGUCCAAGGCCUAACUGUAGACGCAUAAUUAAUUUGGGUCCAGUGAUGCUGAUCCCAGAAGAACAACCUGCUCAGCCUGCCCUACCAGUGCAGCCUGAAGGUACACGUGUGGUGUGUGGACAUUGUGGGAAUACCUUUCUGUGGAUGGAAGUUAGGUUCAACACUCUGGCAAAAUGCCCACACUGCAAAAGAAUAUCGUCUGUUGGCAGUGCAUUGCCUCGAAGGCGUUGCUGUGCAUAUGUUACUGUUGGAAUGAUAUGCGUUUUCAUUGGAGUUGGUUUAACUGUUGGAACUCAAGAAUUCGCCAGACGUUACACUGCAACAUAUGUUUCCUGGGUUUUUGCUUAUCUUCUAGGCUUGAUCUGUCUAAUCCGAGCUUGUUACUGGGGAGCCAUAAAAGUUAGCUAUCCUGAGCAUACCUUUGCAUAGACAAAUCGUUCAUCCACUGCAGAAGAUGCAAUGGUCUACAAAAUCUUUAAUUCCAAGUUAGUGGACACAUUCAAGUUAAUAUAAGUCAACUUCAUAAACUGAUUAGGUGCAAAGAGGAUAAUGGUGUUAGAACAUGUGCAUAUUGCACUACAAUUUAAGCAAGUAGACUUUUUUGUUGCAUCUAGGUUGCUAUGUUUUUAACAUACAUGCCGAAUUUAAUUUGUUUGCAACGUGCAGCUCAAUUUGUCAUAGUUAAAUUUUGUUGAAAUCUGUUAAAUCUCUAUUGAAAUACUUUGCUUUUUCUGGUAGCAGUAGUAUUUUUAAUGUUUGUCGGUGCCACUGUUACUCUUUCAAAAUGGGACAGAGGAACAUCGUAACAAAACAAUUUGGCUUUGUCCUUGUCAAAAUUUUUCUAUACAGGCUUGGUGUUUAAAUUGCUCCCUUGAAUCUGAACAUUCUGGACAAACUGCAUCAUAGCUAAGUAAUAAAAAUAAGUUCUAUAUGUUAUAUUUUGAAUACUUUCAUACUUUUUAGUAUUUGCUUUUUAGAGUACAAAGCUUUUUAAAAUGCCAAUGGUGAGAUUGUCAAAGCAUUAUGGUGGCAGUAGUUAGUGAUGCUUGACUUAUUGGAUCAUAUUUAUCUCAUUGUGUAAUUAUCCAUACUAUAAUCAUUUUGACAGAUUACUAAGCAGAAAAGUAUCAGGAAAAGUACAAGAUUUUGCAAUUAUAAUAGGAUUACAUAAUUUAAAAAUAAACACAAACUUCAGCUAUUGAAUGUAAUGUCAAAAUUUGUACCAAUUUAAUCACAGACCCAUUAACUAUCUUGCUUUGCUGAACUGGAUGCAGUCUUUUUUAAGUAAGGUGAUAUAAAUUAUUCUACAAAUAAAACAAAUAUUUGUUGA